GGCAUAUUAUUGUAAAGGUGGACAAAACUGAUCUACAAUAAGGCUAGAAGUGGCACUAUAAUCAUGGGUAAUAACGGUGGGUAUCCUGGCAGGAUGCCUCCGUACCAGCAGCCAUAUCCGCCGUACCAACAGUCGUAUCAGCAGCAAGGCUGCCGGCAACCUCAACCGCGAGCUGGGCCUCCUAGUCCUAUUAUUCCACAACCAGCCAUAAUUAACGCCGAUGGAAGGUUACGGCAGCAGGCUUUACCUACCCGAAUGCAAGUACCAUACACAUCGGGCGGCCUACCUACCGAACCAUCUCCGGAAUAUUAUUUCCACCCAGAAGUGACUUAUAUUGCUCCUCUUCAACCUCAAGUCUACCUUAACAGUUCUUCUAGCCUAGCUACUCAGGUUUCUUAUGCGAACUCUCACUUAGGUUCGUCUUAUUCAGAUGUUAGUAUCGAUAUCAAUCCUAGAGCUAAGCCUCGAGGUGUUUCCCCUACUUCCACAGUUCCAGUCGAGGCUCCUGACCCUCCUUCCAUUCAUCCAUUUCCUAAGCGCGACCCCUAUUCGCCUAAACAUGGUUCACAAGCUGGCCAUCCGCCGGUACCCAAAGCGGCUUCUCACCAUCAUCAUCGUUCUCGAUCCCACACUCGCACCCAUCCUACCCAUCAUCGAUCUUCUUCAGAAUUACCUCUCAAGUCAAUACUUAAGCAACCCUCACCCCAACAUAAACCCGACCCAGAACCCAAACCGAAAUCGAAACAUCACCACCGCCACCACCACCAUCGCCAUCACCACAACACCCCCCAAAAACCCAUGCCUAUCACCAACCCCCACAACCCCCUAGCCCCCGCCCUCACCACCGAGCACGACAUCCUCCUCCGGGGCCUAACCGAGCUGGGCCCUCUAACCCGGCCAAUCCUCGAAGUCAUAACCUACGAGUUCGCGCUCCCAGCACACAACACCGCGAACAUCUCCUUCUCGCUAACCGCCAUCGACAUCGUUCCCCCAUCCCCAAACUUACCCGCAACCCACGCCGCGAAUCUGCAAUGGGAUCUCGGCCCGGGAAUUCUCCACGGGCUAACCCACGCGCGCGUCCUCGCGCCUCUCCUCACGAUAACCCUCCCACCACGCUACCAACCCGCAACAGCACUCCGCGCUUCGCUGCCCGAACCGAUAGUUCCCGGCCCGCAACCCGACCACGGCGUCAUCGCCGCGUGUGAGCGCGUCGUAGCGGCGUUGCGGUACGGCGGCACAGGACCGAACCCCGCUCCUGUCCCGGCUGUCCCUGACCCAAGCACGCAACACCAACCCGAACGAAUCUCCCUCCCCUUCCGCGUCGGCGGCGAGCUGUCCGGAAGUAAUUACACUUUCCGCAUCGGGGCUGCGGACGAGACGACGAUUCUGGGGGCCGAGACGUGGGUGUAUCUGCCAUCUGCGGAACGGAGGGACCUAGGUGUGCCGGUGUAUGAGCGCGUGAAGAAGGAUGGACGGGAGGGGAGACGUAAGGUUGGGCGGUGGGCUGGGGAGUGGGGGGUUAGGGGGGAGUUGGGGGUGUUGAUUGAUGGGGAAUAGAUGGGGGUGAGAGGAGAGUGAGGGUUUGAAGAGUAUGAGACUUGUCUGUGGAGGUGUAGUAGAGGUAGGGAGAAAGGGGAGAGAGGGAGAGAGGAAAGUGGAUGUCUGGGGCUUGUACGAUACAUACCUGGAAGGGUGUACGAUACUG
Molecule: messenger RNA, 1705 nt
Organism: Annulohypoxylon maeteangense
Lineage: Eukaryota; Fungi; Ascomycota; Sordariomycetes; Xylariales; Hypoxylaceae
Exons: 1
Coding region: 64-1557 (497 amino acids)
Source: RefSeq, a predicted model, not a curated record